AUGGCCGAUCCGAGCCAUAACGUGAAUGAGCAACUGCUCCCCCAUGUACAUCUGCUCAAUACCUUUCGGUAUCCCCUGAUGCCCAGGGUCGAUACGGCCGAAGUCACCAAGUGGCUGUUGGCCGCGCCCAAGAUCGCGCGGGACACGGCCCCGUUCUUCUGGACCUACGUCGACACGCCUCAGGACGGCACUAUCUUCUUGACCUGGCAGCCACUACAGAGGCUUGGAACGGAGUUUUCGACAGAUGGCUACAUCUGGGCAGGGCAGGAGACCUACUAUCACCAACCUGUUGGCGAUGGUCUCAUCCUGGAGAUGUAUUAUGCCCGAGCAGGCUACCGCCCAGGUGAACAGGUCACAGGACAUGCUCGUCGCCGAUUCCGCCUGAUGCCACCGAAGAUGCCAACUGCCAACAUGCCUCAGGUCGACCCUAGCUUAUGGAUCGUCCACUAUGGACCUAUCGAGAACAACAACGACCGGAUGCCUGUUAACCACAUUCCGUUCGACCCUCGCAUUCAGAGUCUGAUGGCAAUGCGCAUGCAGCUGCAGCGGGCUGGCCAGCUUGCACGGAAGGAAUUCAUGCUGUCAGACCGUGUGAAUUGGCCCCAUAUCCCCCUCCCACGCGAAGGGAGGGCCCCUCACGGAUACUCCAUGCCGCCGAAUGCUCGUGGCGUACCGCAGCAGAUGGCCUAUCCUCCACAUCCCGGCGGCCCGGGCGCACCGCCCUCGAAGCGACCCAGGCAUGGCGCUGCUCCCCCACAAGGCCAGCAGGCGGUAGUCAUGGGCCAGGGCCCUCCGAUCGAGAGUGUAUAUGACGAUGAUGAGGACACGUCGCGGGGCGAUCUCUUCGAUCACAUGUCCCCUCGAGAGGUCUCCCUCAUGCGGUACCAACAGAAUCACGAGUGGAUGGAAGAAAUCUUGCUGUCUCCCUACCGCGUGGCCCAACUGGAACACGCCGAUCUGAACCUGGGCCUGAAGGGUGAGCUGUCACCAAUGACAGAAGGCAUAUUCGAGGCCCAGGGUUCCGAGGCGCUGAGCACUCUCCCAAAGAAGCCCUACGUUGGACAUCUCGAUGCUGGCCUGGCCGACGACUUCCGCAAGCGAGUGGAAGAGAAGAUUAAGUCGACCAAUGCUGAAAUCGAGGAGAUGAAGGCCGAGCAUGCAAAGCGCCUCGCCAAGUACAAGACGAAUUCCCUUCUGAAACAUGCCGAGCAAGAGCUGCGUGUCUCUGUGGAGGAGACCGGCCCUGAGAUCUGGAGACUGGAAGGAAGACAUGAUGACAACGACGAAGCUACAGGCAGGUGGGGUUCCAAGCAGCACCGAACGAUCGAUGAGAUUGUUGGUGAGGUUGAAGCCGCCCUGGGCCGCAAGGUGGAAGUUUCUCACGAAGCCCGGAGAGUGCAAGACGGCGGUUACCAGGAGCCGGAACCCGAACCCGAACCCGAGCCGGAGCCGGAGCUGGAGCCGGAGCCUCAGCCAGAGCCAGAGCCUGAACCGAGCGUCGUGGAACCGAAGGUGGAGGAGUCGACGAACUCGGCGCCGGAGAACGAGAUGUCUCGCCAGCCUUCGCAGGCACCGUCCCAAGGAAGCGGCCUCUUGGUAGGAGACUCAGAUGUUGACAUGGGCAACACCGCAGCGGGGCUCCUGGAUCAGAUGCACACUGGACUUUCUACAACGUCAACCCCGAUCAAUAACUUCCCAACCCCACAGCCGCAACUAUCUGCUGUGCCAUCGAAUGCCGGCACGCCAGCCAAUGUUGGCGCGCCUUCACCACAGCCAGCAACACAGCCCUCGCAACAGCCCACAUCGGGUGAUGUGACUAUGGGUGAUUCCGAGCCGCCCAAGGAUACUUCAGCACCGACUUCGGCUCCCGAUCAAGGAACCGACAGCGGUGACUGGGUUGUUGUCCCCAAAGAUGGCGUAUCUCCUCCAGGCCCAUCGCCCCAAGCUGCUGGUGAUGCGGUCAACGCCCAGCCACAGGUUGUCCAGCCUCCAACUGCUGUGCCCCCACAGCCCGAGACCGUCCCUACGCCGAGCGCUCCAGCGGCCGAAGGCGCUACGAGCAAGCCAACCUCUGCUGCUGCGACGCCCGGUGUGGACUUCAGCUCUCUGGGCGACCUGGACAGUGCUGGCGAUGCGCUGGCCGGAUACGACGGCAGUGGCCUGGAGGGCGGUGAGGAUCUUGAUCUCAACAUGGACAUGGAGGACUCGGCGUUCGGCGAUGCAUUCCACGGCGUUGACGAGUCUCGCGAGGGUGACGACGGUGCGGGUGCCACACCGUCAGGUCUGUAA
Molecule: messenger RNA, 2289 nt
Organism: Thyridium curvatum
Lineage: Eukaryota; Fungi; Ascomycota; Sordariomycetes; Thyridiales; Thyridiaceae
Exons: 3
Coding region: 1-2289 (762 amino acids)
Biological process (GO): chromatin remodeling
Source: RefSeq, a predicted model, not a curated record